Messenger RNA from Equus quagga, 806 nucleotides. It is a transcript of the gene MRPS12, whose product is annotated as mitochondrial ribosomal protein S12. Gene Ontology annotation, biological process: translation. NCBI's taxonomy places the organism in Eukaryota, Metazoa, Chordata, Mammalia, Perissodactyla, Equidae. Gene Ontology annotation, cellular component: small ribosomal subunit; ribosome. The record is from RefSeq and is a predicted model, not a curated record. The transcript has 3 exons. The coding region runs from base 94 to 510 and encodes 138 amino acids. Gene Ontology annotation, molecular function: structural constituent of ribosome.
CCCGCCGGGAUAACUCCCGGAAGGGACUGGAGGCCGGAUCCAGCGUGUCUGCGGACCCGGCUAGGGUCGGUGAGGGACGCGGCAGGCGGCGCGAUGUCCUGGUCCGGCCUUCUCCGUGGCCUCAACACGUCCCUCGGUUAUGGCCUCGCCCUGGCGCCCCGUCUCUGGGCCGCCCGCCCCAUGGCCACGCUGAACCAGAUGCACCGCCAGGGGCCCCCGAAGCGGCCGCCCCCGAAGCCGGGCCCCACGGCGGGCCGGCCGCAGCUGAAGGGCGUCGUCCUGCGCACCUUCAUCCGCAAGCCCAAGAAGCCCAACUCGGCCAACCGCAAGUGCUGCCGCGUGCGGCUCAGCUCGGGCCGCGAGGCCGUCUGCUUCAUCCCCGGCGAGGGCCACAGCCUGCAGGAGCACCACGUGGUGCUGGUGCAGGGCGGCCGCACCCAGGACCUGCCCGGCGUCAAGCUCACCGUCGUGCGCGGCAAGUAUGACUGCGGCCACGUGCAGAAGAAGUGACGGCGGCCGGGCGCGCAGCUGCAGCGCCGGCAGUCACCACCCGCCUCUCUGGGCUCCUGCGGGACCUUGGGAAGCUAGGCCCGCUCGAAAGGCGGCUGGUCUUGGGUUCAAAUCCUGACCCCGCCUCUCCCAUCAGGACCAGCAUUGGGUUAGAAAAAGGCGCGUCUGCCAGCAUCCUUGGCUCCCAUGUAUAGAGUGGUGGCGUGAAGGACCUCUUCUGCUGGGACAGGACACGGCACUGCCACCUGCAGGCAAGGGCUUGCAAUAAACACAGACCCCCAGGGUUGUGAUAUGAA